UUAAAAACGAAUUCCAUAUGGAUUACCCCAAUCUUGCAACAAAUUUGUACCGUCAAAUUUGCAUUGCAAUCGCCAUUAGCGUAUCGCAAUUAAUAUUUCUCCGUUACAAUUGUCGCACUUGCCAUUGCAAUCAUACUUUGCAUAUCUCUAUGAUGCAAUUAAUAUUUUGUCACUGCGAUUAUCGCGAUACCUUAAAUUACGUUGGCAAUAAAUCGCGAAACGUCGACCUUGAGUCACGGAUCCCAGUGGCUCGUUACGCUCGUUCGCGCGACCUGGAGAAACAAUUCCUCUACAGAUGUUCCGGACAACGCGCGUUAGUCUGGUUUUAAUAAUAGAUCGCGCGUAUGUGGUACAUACGAGAGUUUCAGAUCGUCAUUCCAACGUGCCAACGAGUAAAACGCAACGAGCGUCUGUUCUGGAACGAGACCGCUGCAACAACGACUCAUCACAGACGAACACGUGAUAGCUCGCACGGAGAUAGGAAACGCGGAUUUACACGAACAUCGUUCCGUGGAAACUGAGAUGUGUGAAUCUUGGUAACUGGUCGGUACUGGUAAUCCUGAUGGCGCCAUGAUUCUCAAAUAGCACCGGUGAGUCAACGUUCAGAAACGAGAAUUGUCAUCAGAAUGGUACCGUGCUGUUUACACGGCAGGUGUGUCAAAAGAAUUUACAGAUCGUUGCCAAGGAUGAUUUAAGUAACUGAGAUGAUUUUCGAAUUCGUCGAGUGUCGUUGGCAUCGCGGUACAUCUGUUUUGUCGGAAGUCGAUGAUCCUUUGUCUAACAAAUGCUAAUUUUUCCUCCCUGUGGCUUCUAUUCUUAUCGCUGGCUACUUAAGUGUCUUCUGUAUUUCUCUGAGUAUUUUUCCACAAAGUACAAUGUCAUUACAAAGUACGGAUGACGUCCAAAAGAUUUAUAAAAAUUAUUUGCAAGAAUUACACGAGGAAUUUAAUAAGUAGAAAUAGAAUUGAGUUUAUUUCAUUUUCUGUAAGUGGCCUAAUAGUUAUGAACGGGAGCGUAUAUCGUAUUGUUGGCUGGUAGUGGUUGGAGGAAACCAAAAGAAUCUGCAAAGAAGUCCUUGAAUUUUUUACUCAAUGUAUCCUCGAUCCUAUUUUUAACGUUAUGUAAAGCGACGUUUAUGAGGGUUUACAUAUGGUAGUUUAAUCUGUAAUGCACUUGAGAAUAGCAGAACGAUGCAAUAUUUCAUAUCGUGUUAUCAAAAAUGUGUCUUCUUCGAUAUUUUGAGAACGAGAAAGUUAGAUAUACCGAAGUAUAUAUAAAAUAGCGAAGAAGGAGCAGUGUUACAGACGAGUAUAUUAUUUUCACCAUGAUUUUCAAGCUAAUUUCGUUUCUCGUAUUCUUAGGCCUCAUUUUAUGUUCUUCAACUUCUAAACAUACCACUGGAAGCAAUUCUCCAAUUCCAAAUGAUACUCGAUCAGAUCCAAAUACCUUUGUGUUAGUUAAUCCAAAUCAAGUGCAUCGUUUGGAAAGGACGAUACGAAAUUUCUUUUCGAAAAUAGCAGAGCCUAUAGACAAACCGAUUGUGUUAAGAUCUACAUCGUCUAAUUCAUAUGGUCUGCUAUCAACUAUUCGAGAAGUAUGUGAAAGUAUAAGGAAAAAGCUCAUGCAAUUCGCUAAUGAUUGUGGACUAAUUAAUACCGUUCAACGAUACGAAAAACGUUCGAGUCAGGAUCCAUUGUCCGAUGAUUGGUUCUCUGAGUUGCUGCUGCAAAGUAUAUACGUGAUACGAGACUUAGGAAACAUGAUUAAUGAAAUUAGAUCAUCGACUGGUUUGUAUCUUGGAGAAGGAAAUACGACUUUCCGAGAAAGUAAGUUCCAGCAACUGAAUAGACACGCUAACGGCUUCAAAUUCCUCGGCGUAGUGAACGAUGCAGCAGAAUUUAGCGACAGAUUAUCGCAAUGUCUGCUGCAAAUAACGAACAAUAGGAAGCGUAGAUCUUCUUUCAGUCUAAAUCGAGCAAUCCUCGACCUGAUGAAACAUACACCGGAAACCACCCUUAAAACUUUGGAAACUAGUUUAAGGAACAUCUCACAAACGAAUGUUCUAAAGAAUCAUCCAGGACGAAAGUCCUGGCACAUUUUCUUUUGUCUUUCAACGGCGAGAAACAGGGGAAUCGAUUACGACGAGUGCAUUCGCGAAUUGCAACGCUUCGAUGAAUGUCUAAGCAGCUCGAAACAAUCAUCGAAUAUGAAAAUGCAUAAUUUUGACGCGAAAUCGUGGACAAGGGCGAUUCGAAGAUUGAGUCAUUGCAAAACUAUGGAAGAUAAAUAUGGAGAAACGGAGGUCUCUUGUAAACCCGAUCGAAGAAUGCCACGAAAAAUUAAAAAGAAAACGAAGUACGUGUUUGAAAGAAUAUUGGACAGAAAGAUACCCAGAGGAUCUUCUUUCCAUCGUGCUGUUAGUGAUCUUAGCGAUACAUUUUCGGAAAGCGAGUGGGGACAAAGAUUUAUCGAUGAGUUGUGCCAAUACUUUGGUAUUUACGAGGAUGGCAAAAAGAAACUAAGUAGAUUUUCAAAAUCCGCGAGUAAGAACAAAAAGGCAGCGGUGAAGCGCAGUGAAAUCUCGGAAGCUCUGAAAUCAUACAAAAAGGGAGCGAUGGUAAGAACGUUCGGAGCGAUAAAUAAAAUGCACCGGUCUGCGGUCGAUUUUGAAAAAUUCUUCGCGGAGGGAAUGAGAGAUACCUUUAAGGAAGCUUGGCAGAGCCACGUGAAGGUUUUAUCUAGUCUGAUGGACUGGAUGACCAAGCUACUGGAACUCCACAGCGGCGGAAGCUCCAGUGGGAAGGAACCGCACUCGUCAGACACGAGCUCGUCAGACACGAGCACAUCGCAAGUCGAGUGGAAUAGCGACGAAGAUUUGGAUUCUGAAAAUAUCCGGGAGCGUGUUGUAGCUCGUCCUAAAUUAGAGAUAAUAAAAGAUGUGGACAGCUCUAUGAAUAGUCUAAUGAAAUCAAUGAAUCACCUAACCAAACAUCGAAACGCGACCAAUAAAGAUAUGCUGACUUCUCUUGCUAAUAAUCUUCUUUUAGUCAUGAUAUUCAUGGAAACUAUGGGCUUCGUUUCUUCCUUAUACUGUUUUGGACCAAUUGCGAGUGAGGAAACUUCUUUAGAAUUUGACGACGAAUGGAACCGUCAACAUGGAUCGUUGCAUUUUUCUGAAUACGAUAAAAUUAUCGAUUUAAUCUCACGUGAAUAUCCUCUUUUUAAUUAUUAAUUCUGAGAAUAAUUAAUUCUGAAUAAACCACAAAAGUUCUAUGUAAUCUUCAAAAUAGUUGUAAAUAAAUAUAAUAAAUAAAUUUAUCCAAUGU
Bombus huntii is the source of this 3326-nucleotide messenger RNA. RefSeq lists its product as uncharacterized. Bases 1325 to 3232 code for a protein of 635 amino acids. The record is from RefSeq and is a predicted model, not a curated record. NCBI's taxonomy places the organism in Eukaryota, Metazoa, Arthropoda, Insecta, Hymenoptera, Apidae. The transcript has 8 exons.